Molecule: messenger RNA, 593 nt
Organism: Glycine soja
Lineage: Eukaryota; Viridiplantae; Streptophyta; Magnoliopsida; Fabales; Fabaceae
Product: auxin-induced protein 6B-like
Exons: 1
Coding region: 141-419 (92 amino acids)
Biological process (GO): response to auxin
Source: RefSeq, a predicted model, not a curated record
AUAUAUAUUCAUGGUUGCAAGCAUUUUAGAACCAACACACAAAUCAUUCACACCCUGAAGCAUUCGAAAUUCAUAAGCCUGAACUUCCAAGUCUUUUUUAGACAAUUUUCUUCUCAAGUCUCAUUAAAUACAAUACAACAAUGGGUUUUCGUCUACUCGGUACCAGAAGGGCAUCAUUUGCUGCAAACCAAGCAUCUUCAAAAGCUUUGGAGGUGCCAAAGGGCUAUCUUGCAGUCUACGUUGGAGAGAGAAUGAAGCGGUUUGUGAUCCCCAUAUCAUACUUGACCCAAUUUUCAUUCCAAGACUUGUUGAGUCAAGCUGAGGAAGAGUUUGGAUAUGAUCACCCCAUGGGUGGUCUUACAAUUCCUUGCAGUGAAGAUGUCUUCCAAAACAUAACUUCACGUUUGAAUGGACUAUAAAUCUCGUAGCGUAGAAGACUGACAUAGAUUUGUAGACAUUUGGUACACUAGGAAUCUUCUCAAUUUGUAAAGAUCUCCUUUUUGAGAAGUAGGAGAAAAGAAAAGACCAUUAGAAUGACAAUUUUGUUCCAUUUUUUUUUUUGUUUAAUGACAAGCAGUUCAACUACGCAAGCA